This is a messenger RNA of Geodia barretti, 738 nucleotides long. NCBI's taxonomy places the organism in Eukaryota, Metazoa, Porifera, Demospongiae, Tetractinellida, Geodiidae. The record is from the annotation of a GenBank genome assembly.
AUGCGGACGGCGGAGCAGUUGCCGGAGCUCUUGGAGGAAGCGAGCCGGGAGGAUCUGACGCCGGUGAGAUUCCUGGAGCGGUUGGUGGAGCGGGAGUAUGAGAGGAAGGAGGAGCGCCGGAUUGAGAUGUGGCUGCGGAUGAGCGGGCUGCCGCCGGGGAAGACGCUGGACUGUUUCGACUGGAGUUUCCAGCCUCGGGCGGACCGGGCGAAGGUGGAGGAACUGGCAACCUGCGCGUUCGCGCGACGGGCGGAGAACAUUCUGUUCCUGGGGCCGCCGGGGGUGGGAAAGAGCCACCUAGCGACCGGCCUGGGGGUGAAGGCGAUCAAGAACGGGUUCCGGGUCCAUCACUACGUGCUCGACGAGCUGAUCCGGAUGCUGCAAGCGGAGGAGACGACCCCGUAUCGCCGCCGGCCGCGGCGCUACCGGAUCAGUUCCGUUCUGAUCAUCGACGAGGUGGGGUUCCGGCCGCUGAACCGAGAGGAGGCGAACCUGUUCUUCCGGCUGGUGAGCCGGCGCUAUGAGCGGGGCUCGCUGAUCCUGACCUCGAACAAGCACGUGGGGGCUUGGCCGGAGGUUUUCGCGGGGGACGAGGUGUUGACCACAGCGAUCCUGGAUCGUCUUCUGCACCACGUCCAUGUGGUCCAGAUCAGCGGCCGGAGUUACCGGCUGAAGGAACUCGGCGACCUCCUUCGCGUCCCGGCAGCGGAGGAGCGCCGCCCCGAGCGCGAGGCGUGA